AUAUGUGAACACGCGCCAUAUCCAACAUGUGGUUUCUUAUAAGCAUAUGUAGUGCAAUUGUUUGUGGUGUUUUAAGUCAAUCUAGUAAUAUUUAUUUACCCAAAGUUAAUAUUUCUCAAGGAACUGUCGUUGGGUCCAUAUCUGAUGACGAUACUUAUUUUGAAUUUUAUGGUAUCCCAUAUGCUGAUUCGACGGCUGGUAGCAACAGAUUUAAGGCACCAUCAACACCGCCUUUGUUUGAAGACGAGUUCAUAGCUAAUCGAAAAGAUAUAAAAUGUGUCAAAGCUUCAGGAGUGGGUUACGAAGGUACCGAAGACUGUUUGACGAUAAACGUUUUUACUCCGACACUCAAUAAUUCUAGACAAUUAUCUGUAAUGGUUUGGAUAAAAGGCAAAGAAUUCGAUAAUGCUAUUGAUGCAGAACUAUCAUUCAAAAAGUUCUUGGAAAAAGAAGUUAUAAUUGUAAAUAUAAACUACAGAGAGUCAAUCUUAGGAUUCUUAUGCCUUGGAACUGAAAGUGCUCCCGGAAACGCUGGUCUAAAAGAUAUAAUAGCAGGAUUAAAAUGGAUUCAAAAUAAUAUUGCUGCUUUUGGUGGAAAUCCUGAUAAUGUUAGUUUAUUUGGGCAUGGUAGUGGUGCAGCUGCAGUAGAUUUAAUUACUCUAACCCAAUCAGCGGAAGGUCUUGUUCAUAAGGCAAUUUCACAAAGUGGAACAGCUUUGGCUCCAUGGGCUGUAACUCGUAACAAUUUGCGAUAUGCUAUAAUUGUUGCUGAAGCUCUUGGUCACAAAAUAGAUGAUUUAGACACAUUAUCUGAUGUGUUUUCAAGAACUAGUGUAGCUGCAUUAAUGGCUGUUAUAAAUGAACUUGAUCUUACAGAUAAUUCACUAGCAUUCGCCCCAUGUGUCGAAAGAAGUAUAGAUAAUAUUGAACCAUUACUAUUAAAGUCACCUUACCAAACAAUUAUGGAAGGUGAACAAUUGCAAAUACCUUUCAUGACUGGUUUUGUGGAUAUCGAAGGAUCACUAAGAGCGGAAAAAGUUGUAAAAAGUGAUUGGCUAGAGAGAAUGAAAACAUCUUUCAUAGAUUUUAUUCAACCAGAUUUAGAUUUCUUAUCAGAAGAGCAAGAGCUAGAAAUAGCACAAGAAAUUCAAGACUUUUACUUCAGUAAUGACACAAGCGACGCUGAUAGUGUUAGUGAUUUCUUAACGUAUCAAGGUGAUACGAUGAUACUAAUAUCUGCUAUUAGAGAAGCUCGUAUGCGAACAGCUUCUUCAAACUCGUCAGUAUAUCUUUAUCAGUUUUCUUAUAAAGGCGAUUUAAGUGAAGCACUUGAUAGGCCAUUGCCAAUCGAUGCUGCAGGACAUGGAGAAGAAUUAAUUUAUUUGUUCAACAAAAAAAAUGAUACUGGUAUUAGUUCUCAUGAUCAGGCUAUCGGCGAAAUUUUAAUAGAACGCUGGACUAACUUUGCUAAACAUAGUAUCCCGACAAGUGAAACAUCUCAAGUGACGUGGAAUCCUUAUACCUUUACUAGAAGCAAUUACUUGCGUGUGCUGGACGAAACAGAAAUAAAUGAAAAUUCUACUUUUGAGGUGGAAUUAAUAACGCCUCAUCCUACCACUUUGGCUUUUUGGGACUCUUUAUACGCCCAGCAUUUUAUUGAUGCGAAAAGUAUAUGGAAUCUUAACGAUAGAGCUGAAGAUGACGAUACUGGAGGUGAAGGAGACGAUGGAAAUGAUAACGGCGAUGACGACAAUAACACAGGAGGUGAAGGAGACGAUGGAAAUGAUAACGGUGAUGACGAAAAUAACAUAGGAGGUGAAGAUGAUAACAAUGUGGACGAUGAAAAUAAACCUGAUGACAGUGUUCCCGACUCAGCAUCUACGACUGUAGGAUACACGUUUGCGAUUCUAAUGCUAUUUGCAAUAUUAGAGAAGUUUCACACCAUGCAAAUACUGUCAUAAUAACUUACUCGGUAGAUUAUGUAGCUACUGUAUAAGUUAUAUGUAAGUUAAAAUAAACGAGCUUAAUUGGAUUUUGCUGAGAAAUCUAACUUAAGUAAAUUAUUGU
Molecule: messenger RNA, 2067 nt
Organism: Vanessa tameamea
Lineage: Eukaryota; Metazoa; Arthropoda; Insecta; Lepidoptera; Nymphalidae
Gene: ae3
Product: venom carboxylesterase-6-like
Exons: 3
Coding region: 27-1961 (644 amino acids)
Source: RefSeq, a predicted model, not a curated record